Messenger RNA from Rubroshorea leprosula, 1556 nucleotides. The record is from the annotation of a GenBank genome assembly. NCBI's taxonomy places the organism in Eukaryota, Viridiplantae, Streptophyta, Magnoliopsida, Malvales, Dipterocarpaceae.
GUUGUGCCACAUAAGCGCAGUUAAACGAGGCAGUAGCAAUAGUCAUGGAAAAUUCUAAUGGCUUUACAGGGAAUAUCCCUCCAGGAUUCUGUUCUUCCUCAACCUCAGCUCUGCAAAAGAUUCUUUUAGCCGACAACUAUCUCUCAGGAGCAGUGCCGUUGGAGCUUGGAAGUUGCAAGAACCUAAGGACAAUUGAUCUCAGUUUCAACAGCUUGAUUGGUACUAUUCCCUCAGAGAUUUGGACCUUACCAAAUCUUUCGGAGUUGGUUAUGUGGGCGAAUAAUCUCACUGGUGAGAUCCCAGAAGGCAUUUGCUCUAAUGGAAGAAACUUGGAGACCCUCAUUCUCAACAACAAUCUCAUAACUGGAACCAUUCCACAGUCCAUUGGCAACUGUGCUAAUAUGAUAUGGGUGUCACUUUCCAGCAACCGCCUUACUGGACAAAUCCCUGUCGGUUUUGGAAAUCUUCAUAAACUUUCUAUCUUGCAAUUGGGUAGCAAUUCACUCACUGGACAGAUCCCUCCAGAACUAGGUAAUUGCCAGAGCCUCAUUUGGCUUGACUUAAACAGCAAUGCCCUAUCUGGUAGUCUCCCACCUGAGCUUGCCAACCAAACUCGCCAGGUCGUGGCUGGUGUUGUUUCUGGGAAGCAAUUUGUGUUUGUAAGAAAUGAGGGUGGAACAACAUGCAGGGGUGCUGGAGGUUUGCUUGAAUUUGAAAGGAUACGAAGAGAAAGGCUUGAAAGUUUCCUCAUGGUUCACUCUUGCCCAUCCACAAGAAUAUAUUCUGGCUGGACUGUUUUUACUUUUUCUAGUGAUGGUAGCAUGAUCUACCUUGAUCUCUCUUACAACUCCUUGUCUGGAACUAUUCCUGAGAAGCUUGGUGCAAUGAGCUACUUGCAAGUCUUGAAUUUGGGACACAACUCGCUAACUGGAUAUAUUCCUGACAGCUUUGGAGGUUUGAACACUAUUGAAGUUUUAGAUCUCUCUCACAAUCAUCUUCAAGGCUAUCUGCCAGUUUCAUUAGGGAAUCUCAGUUUUCUCACUGACCUUGAUGUUUCCAACAACAACCUCACUGGUCCAAUCCCCUCCAGAGGUCAGCUGGUCACUUUCCCAGCAUCCACAUAUCAGAAUAAUUCAGGCCUUUGUGGGUUAUCAAUGCCUCCGUGCGUCUAUGGAAGCCACUCAACAGACGUACAUACCCGGGGAAGAAAGCAAUCUGUGUCAACGGUAAUGGUGGUUGGCAUCAUACUCUUGUAUAUCCUUGCAAUUGCAUUAGCAGUAGUAAUCGUCCACUUACAAUUACAAUCGAGAGAAUUACGACGAGAUGGAGAGAGUUAGAGAGAUAUAGGAGAGAGAGCAAUUGCUUGCAAUUGGCAGCAGAGACUCUCCAACCCAAAGCCAACCUCCUCCCCUUUGGAUUCGACUAGAGAUCGGAAAUGUGCUUAUUUUUGCUUGGUGGUGGGCUUAUUCGCUCCAAGCCCCUCAGGCCCAUGUGUACACAAAAAAUGCUUUAGAGGCUUAAUCUGGGACCAACAAUAACAAAACAGUCGCUGCAUU